AUGGAGGAGGUCGUCCGUACCGCCUCGCCAUUUGCUUGGCUGCUGCGGCCGGACGCCGGCGGCAAGAGGCGCAGCGACGCCUUCUAUUUCUUUGUUCCUGCGGCGUGGACGCCGACGGCAAGGGGUGGCGUGGCGGAUCAUCGGAGAGAGGAUCCCGCGGUGGAGGACGGGGUGGAUAAGAACUGCAUCGGGGCCAUUGAUGGGACACAUGUUCCCAUAACAAUUUCAGGAGAAAAGGCCGCACCAUUCAGAAAUAGGAAAGGGACCCAUAGCCAUAAUAUUAUGGUUGUGUGUGACUUCGACUUAAACUUCACCUUCAUUUCUUGUGGUUGGGAGGGAUCCGCGACUGAUGCUAGAUUUCUUCACUCGGCACUUAACAAUGGGUUUCAAGUACCUCCGGGCAAGUUUUAUCUGGUUGAUGGCGGUUAUGCCAACACUCCUUACUUCCUGGCACCGUACCGUGGUGUUCGGUACCAUCUCAAGGAGUUUGCACGCGAAGAUAGAGCACAAUGGAAUGCAAGCCUGGAGAAAGAUCUCGUGGACUUGCUUCGUGAGCAUGCUACACCUGAACACAGGGGUCAAAAUGGAUGGAGCUCUGAAGCAUGGAAUAAGAUAGUGAAGAAAUUCCACCAGAAGAAUCCAUAUGCUAGGUACGAGAAGAAGAAGAUCCAAGAAAAGGAGAAAGAGUUGAAAACAGAUUAUAGGAUGAUUAAAGAGAUAAGAAAGCAAAGCGGUGUUUCAUGGGAUGACCAGCAGUGCAAGAUUCUAGCAGAUCCACCACUUUGGAAAAACAUUAUCAUAUCACACCCUAAAGCUGGAAAGUUCAAGACAAAAGGUUUCCCUCUUUUUGACGCUUUGGGAGAAUUGCAUGAUGGCCAAACUGCUGAAGGGACAUACAACUUCACAUCUAUCGAGUCAUCACAGUACUCAACCCAAGCACAACUCGAGAAUCUGGGAGGAGCUGGUGAGUAUCUUCGCGAGAAUCAUGGAGAAACAUCAUACCAUGGUGAUAAUAUUGGAGGAGAACCAUCAGCCAAUGGUGAGAAUCUUGGAGGAGAAAGGGUGAGGAUUGAUGAAGAUGUUGAGGAGGUGUUCGUGCAAGAAAAUAUUGCUGUGGAGCCCCAUCAAACACAACCAAGUUUGGCUACAACACCCUCAAGAAAUGGACAAGAAAAAGAACCAAAGAGGCGGAGGGGGGCGAAUAGCAAUGUGGCUGCAAUGAUGGAGAAGUACUUGGAAAUAAGGGCGAAGCAGGUGGAAGAUGAGAGGAACAAGCCAAGGGUUGUGGACGAGUACUCUAUCAAAAAUUGCAUCGAUCUGCUGAAAACAAUGGAUAUCACACCCGAGGAAGAAGUCAAGGCUUUCCGAGUGUUCAAGAUCCUCGAGAACCGAGAGAUUUUCAUGAGUGCCAGACCAGAGACUGCUCUUAUGUGGCUAAGAACAGAAAUGGAAUAA
This is a messenger RNA of Hordeum vulgare subsp. vulgare (domesticated barley), 1455 nucleotides long. RefSeq lists its product as uncharacterized. The record is from RefSeq and is a predicted model, not a curated record. The coding region runs from base 1 to 1455 and encodes 484 amino acids. NCBI's taxonomy places the organism in Eukaryota, Viridiplantae, Streptophyta, Magnoliopsida, Poales, Poaceae. The transcript has 5 exons.